AUAACAGAAAUAUACAUUUAAAAAUUAUCUAUAAAAUAGUUUAUUAAUGACAACCACCUGUUCCCUAUUUCAAAUAGACAAUAAUAUUGCAUUGAAAGUACUCAGAUAAAACAAAGGGAAGAAAAUUGUAAGACAAUGCAUGAGUUUUCAAAAGCAAAUAUGUAUUUAUAGGAUUUUAACUGAUUCAACUUGUAGCUUAAUCUUCUUAAGUACUAAAAACCAGAGUUUACUGGUGGCUACAGUAGUUAUUACAUACACAUCAUACUAAAUGGGUUGGCAGAUCACUUUUUCAUGUUCACACCACAGUACUGUCCAAGCUGCUUCCAUAACAUAACAUCAGCAGUAACCAUUCGACUCUAGAGACGGAUACACACCAGACAGAGAAUCUAACAGUCCUUUUUUUUAUUUGAUUAAGCAUGUAAUUGUGACAGAUAUACAUGUAGCCAAAUGUUUUACAAAUUCUUUGUAAAGAACACAAAUAAGGAUAUCUUCUGAUGACAUGCUGGUACAAGUGUCCAUCGUAAUGUUUCUUCUCGAGACAUCAUUCAGUGCAGAUAUCACCUACCACAUUAAAGAGGGUCAAAGACCCAACACCAUUGUGGGAGAUGUUGCUGAUGACAUUCAUGUGUUAGAAAAUGUUAUAUUACAAAAGUACAACCAUAUAACAUUUAGUCAGCUGCAAAAGAGUGGAAACUUAAAUUUGUUCAAUGUAACAAAAACAGGAAAGCUGUAUACUGCAGUGGUCUUGGAUGCUGAAUCUCUUUGCAAAUAUAAUACAGAAUGUUAUAGUAUGGUUGAUGUAGCUGUUCGGAAUAAAAAAUCUUUUAUAAGUAUUAUUGAAAUAAAAAUAAUAAUCAGUGAUGUCAAUGACAAUUCUCCAGAAUUCAUGCAAGACUCCAUCAAACUCCAAUUUUCAGAAACAGAUGGAAAAGGAACAUCAAAAUCUAUUCCAAAUGCCUUUGAUCGUGAUGUUGGUUUUGAAAAUUCAAAGAUUUCAUACCAACUUUUACGGUCCAAAGACGAUCCAUUUAUAUUGGCAGUAUCCCAGAAAGUAGAUGGUUCUGCUGAGUUGGAAAUAACUUCAACCCAAAUGCUAGACAGAGAAAUCAAAGCUACAUAUAAUCUUCAAAUUAUAGCUAAAGAUGCUGGAACACCACCAAGACAAAAUACCUUAAAUGUUCAAAUUACUGUUGAAGAUGAAAAUGACAAUCAGCCUGUGUUUGAACAAAAUGUAUACAAUGUGUCAAUCAUGAGUUCCCAUGACCAAGGCAUGCCAAUCAUUACACUUACUGCAAAUGAUCGAGAUGUUGGUGAAAAUGGUAGAAUAAGCUAUUAUUUCGCUUCUAAAACUUCAGAAUCAACAAAAUCUAAUUUUAAUUUGAACAAAAGAACAGCAGAAAUUUUUCUGAAUAAAGAUGCUUCAUUAAAAAGAAAACAAGUUUAUAAUUUGUAUGUAAAAGCAGAAGAUGGUGGUACUCCUCCAAAGAGCUCCACUGUAGCUGUUAUAAUAAAUGUCAUCAAUCAGAAGAACAGUGCACCAACUAUUGAUGUGAAUUUUUUUUCUGAGCCAAUGGGAGGUGAAAUUACUAUUCCUGAAGAUAUAUCAGUUGGUAGCUUUAUUGCAUACAUAAAAGUCACAGAUGAAAAUAAGGGUGAAGAUGGAAAUGUAUCUUGUACUAUUGAUAAUCACCUAUUCCAGUUACACAGUCUAGGAAAUAUGAAGUACAAAAUGGUCAUUCAAAAUCCUGUUGACCGAGAAAAAGAAAGCAAAAUCAACUUAACAUUGAUCUGUCAAGAUAAAGGUACCCCUCCUCUAAAGACUAUAAAAAGAUUCUCGGUUCUAGUCACUGAUUUCAAUGAUGUUCAACCACAAUUUUCUAAGGAUUUAUUCAAAUUUCUAAUCUAUGAGAAUGAAAGCCCUAAUUUUCCUGUUGGCUUUAUUAUCGUUACUGAUCCUGACCUUGGACCUGGAGGUCAGCUGACUUAUUCAAUUUUGAAUAAGAGCAAAGAAGCUCUUCCAUUUGAAAUCUCAAACCUUGGAUUCAUUUCAGCAACUGAAUCCCUGGACCGAGAAAAGUGCAGUGAAUAUAAGUUUAAGGUUUUUGUAAAAGACAAUGGAAUACCAUCUCUUAACAACACAGCAGAUGUUAUUGUGGAAGUUGUUGAUAAAAAUGACAAUCCCCCGUAUUUUACAUUCCCUAACGUAAAUCCUUUUAGUCUUGAUGUCCACUACCAUUCACAAAAUAAGGAAGAUAUAAUAGUUCUUGAAGCUUCUGACAGGGAUAUUCAUAUGAAUGCUUUCCUUAGUUAUGAAAUUAUUGGUGGGAAUGAAAGAAAUUUAUUUAAAAUCAAUCCAUAUUCUGGUGAAUUGUCUUUCACUCGUCCCAUUUAUCAAAGUGAUGCUGGCUUUUAUAACUUGCAAUUUAUGGCUAAAGACAGCGGAUCACCAAUUCUCUCGACUGUGACUAAUUUAUCUUUGACACUGACAACAAGCAACAAAACAACCACUGUUUUAACCCCAGUCCAUGCCAUGUCAGCUAAGAAAAUUCACAUCAAUUUGAUGAUAGUCCUGUUAGUGGCAGCUGUUAUAUUUUCUAUUACUCUAGUAGUUUCACUGACAAUAUGCAUCGUAAGGAAAAAUAACAGUAGAAAUAUACAUCAUAACGAUGGAUUUUAUAAUGACAAAUAUGUUGACUAUGUCAGUAGAGAAAUACACCCUCAGUAUGAUAUGCCAGUAACUAUGGAAACAAAGUAUGGGAAAAAGACCAUUUCUCAAGCAACUUUACAUAAACGCCAACACCAUUCUGGAUAUAUUGAUAAAUGGAAGUCUCCGUCAGUUGGACUACAACUCCACGAUGUCACAGAUGAAUUAUAUCAGGUGACGGAAAUAAGUCAAGGAAAAGACAAUAAAAAAGGACAUUUAGCUACAGCAACUGAUCAUUUCUCUGAAAUGUCAACGAUGUCUUCUUUCACAGACAGUGGACAUGGGGGCAGUGAAGCUGAUACUGGAUAUUAUGAAGAACUACCAUGUUUUAGAAAUGACCACAACACAAGGACUUCAAAUCAUGCAGAUUCCAGAAAUUUCUUUUUAAGCAAUCCUCAUCAGCCCACCAACUACAAUAACACAGUCGACUUAAAGUCUUUUAAAAUUGGUAACAGCAAUAGUAGUAGUAUUAGCAGUAACCCAAGACAGACAACUCAAAUACAGAAGCAACCAUCAACAAAAUCAACUGGUGGCAAUACAUUCUUAUCAAAACCACUUCCGCCUAUACCAAAUAAUUAUUCUUAAUUAUAAUCUUACCAACCUCAGCAAGAGACAAAUCAUUUCUGGAAGGAAUUUUUUCUGAAAAAAAAAAUACACAUUAAUCAUUAAUGAACUGUAAAGGCUGGUGAAAAUCUUUGAAUUUCUCAUAUGAAGAAAUGUUGAAAGGAAAAUUUUAAAAAAAAAAAAAAAAAAUUUAAUUUCUGAAGCAAAGCAGCAAUUAAUUAAGAAAUAUAUAAUUUAAGCUAUUCUGGAAAAUAUCUAAAUACUAUCACUUGCUUGUAGGAUAAUACUAAUACAAAAGAUAGUAAUAAUAUACACACCUUGUAAGCAGUGUUGUUUUUCUUUUUAAAGUGAAUGUACAAACUAAUGAAAUCUGAAAAAAAUGUUCCUGUAAAAAAAAAAAAAAAAAAAAAGAUGCAUAUAUUCUAUCUUUGGUAUAUUAAAAGUCUAAGUGAUUUGAUGAACAAAUAAACAUGAAUCUAUCUACCUCUAACAUCUUGCAAUCAUAUUACAAUGUGCCUAUGUGCCUCCAAUAAUACUAUCGAAACUACUUGAGAAGAUUUUGAAAUCAAGUCUAAUAAUACAUACAUACAUACAUACAUACAUAAAUAUACUUUUCUCUCUUUCUCUCUCUCUCUUCUCUCUCUCUCUGCCUCUCAAAGUACACACACACACAUACAUACACAUAUAUAUAUGCAUAUUUACAUAUGUGUGUGUGUGUGUGUAUAUUUAUAUAUAUAUAUAUAUAUAUAUAUGUAUGUAUGUAUGUAUGUAUGUAUUUGUGUGAGUAUGUGUGUGUAUAUAUAUAUAUAUAUAUAUACAGAGGGUGUCCAUACGCUUACAUAUAAAUAUAUGUGUACUUGUAUGUAUGCAUUUACGUAUAUAUAUAUAUGCAUGUGUGUAUAUAUAAGUGUGAUAUAUGUGUGUGUGUGUGUGUGUGUGUGCGCGCGCACAUAUAUAUAUAUAUACAGGGUGCAACGGGUAAAUUGUUGCCAUUUUUUAUUUUUUAUUUCACGCAUGUACAUUGUUUGUGUUUGGUUUGGUUGGCUACAAAGUAUGGUAGGGUCAAUUGGGCACUGUCUGUGAGAAAAAUAGCACCAUGAUGCAAUUUACUCUACCAGAAAUUUGGAAACGACAUGCUGUACUGCUUGGCAUUCACACCAGAAACUCCAAUACAAACAUUUCAGAGUGUUUGGGUGUUACUCUGAGGACAGUACAGAGGAUUUGAAAAGAGUCAGUUGAGUCUAAUAGUGAUUAAGAAAGUACGGCAGCUUGGAAAACUCACUCUGAUCAUUCUAAAAAGAAAAGAACUCCUGAAUUUGUGAGUGAGAUCCAGGCUAUGAUUGACAACAAUCCUUCCAAGUCAAUCAGGUCCAUUAUCAGGAACAUGGGGAGUGUCUGAGUUUCUUAUCAGGCAGGUAGUGCAUGAAGACAUUUGGUAUUCAUCAUACAAGAUGAGAAAGGGCCAAUUUUUAUUCCAAGCCAUCAAAUGCAAGGGGAAAGCUUUUGAACAAACUCAAGUAUCCCCACCAACUGAACAUGCUUUGGUUUUUCUCUGAGAAAAAUUUCUGCUAGAAUCAAAUGGUUAACACACAGAACUACUGUUGGUUUGCCAUGUCCCUAAAGUAUGUACCGAGAGUGAUAAAAAUCAGACAUCCAGUCAACAUUAUGGUGUUUGGAGUGAUCAUUAGUGAUGGUGAUGUUAUGCCUCCAUUCAUCUUCCCACACGGCCUCACACUCAACAAGGAGGUCUUCAUCAAGCGCCUGGAGGAAGUAGUGCUGCCCUAAGUGAAGAGAGUGACUGCUGGAAGCCCCUAUAUCUGGCAACAGGACUCAGCACCAUGCCUCACAAGUAGGAGAACCCAGUCAUAGCUGUCAGUUUCUACAACCACAUCACCCCUAACAUCUGGCCACCUAACUCCCCAGACUGCAAGCCCCAUGAUUAUUAUUAUGCAUGGGGUGCAGUUGAGUGAGAGAUCAUCCAAACUCCUUGCAACACCAGAGAUGAACUGAAAGCAAGUACUAUGGUAGCAUUCAGCAACUUAAACAAGUAGACCCUCUAGGAGAAUUGCAGGAGACUCUGAAGCCAUCUGGAGAGUAUGGCUGAAGGCAAUGGCAAUUUUAUUGAAUGAAUUUACUUUUUAGUAUUUCAAGUUAUUUUUAUGUAAUUUUGGUAAAUAUAUCUCUUAAAAUGAGA
Messenger RNA from Octopus bimaculoides (California two-spot octopus), 5462 nucleotides. Its product is annotated as protocadherin-18. The record is from RefSeq and is a predicted model, not a curated record. Gene Ontology annotation, cellular component: plasma membrane. Gene Ontology annotation, molecular function: calcium ion binding. NCBI's taxonomy places the organism in Eukaryota, Metazoa, Mollusca, Cephalopoda, Octopoda, Octopodidae. Gene Ontology annotation, biological process: homophilic cell-cell adhesion.